AUGCCUGUAUCGGUGCAGGAGGCGCGAACGGUACGGCUGGUGAUUCUAGGCGCCGCAAGGGUCGGGAAGACGGCGCUGAUCCGCCGGUUCUUGCACGACCAUUUCGAGCCCCGUCACACGUGCACCGUGGAGGAGCUGCAUCUCCUGGAGUGUGGCACGGAGAGCGGCGCCAGAGUGCGGCUCCAGAUCCUGGACACCAGCGGCAGCUACUCGUUCCCGGCCAUGCGGGCGCUGAGCAUCCGCGGCGGCGACGCCUUUGCGCUCGUGUACUCCGCCGACGAGCCGGACACGCUCACGGAGGUGCGGCGACUUCGCCAGGAGAUUCUGGAAGUCCGAGGAGAGAGGUUCACUCCCCUCACCGUGGUGGCGAACAAGGCGGACCUGAAGGAGAGCGCCCACGGUGUCACGUCCCUGGUAGAAGAGGACCUGAAGGAGAGCGCCCGCGGUGUCACGUCCCUGGUAGAAGAGGAGUGGAGCGCGGGGUUCGUGGAGGCCUCCGCGCGCACAGGGGAGAAUGUGCUCGCGGUUUUCCGUGACUUGUUGAGUCGGGCGGACGUACCCAGCCCGGCUCUGCAGCGGCGUGGAGACACCGUACGGAAAGACAGCGCGCAACGGAAAAAGCCCCCCUUCAAGAAGAGCAACAGCUGCAGCAUCUCGUAG
Molecule: messenger RNA, 660 nt
Organism: Clupea harengus (Atlantic herring)
Lineage: Eukaryota; Metazoa; Chordata; Actinopteri; Clupeiformes; Clupeidae
Gene: rasd3
Product: RASD family member 3
Molecular function (GO): GTP binding; GTPase activity
Source: RefSeq, a predicted model, not a curated record